This is a messenger RNA of Acanthosepion pharaonis, 555 nucleotides long. The record is from the annotation of a GenBank genome assembly. NCBI's taxonomy places the organism in Eukaryota, Metazoa, Mollusca, Cephalopoda, Sepiida, Sepiidae.
AUGGAACUUAGUUCGAGAGUAAUCUACGCAUCUAUCCAUAAGACGAAGGGACUGAGAGAUUACUUUCUAUCUAUCUAUCUAUCUAUCUAUCUAUCUAUCUAUCUAUCUAUCUAUCUAUCUAUCUAUCCCAUUAUGUUCAUGUCUUCAUAUAUCUCUAAGCAUCUAUGCCAGUUUGCUCAUAUCUAUCUAUCUAUCUAUCUAUCUAUCUAUCUAUCUAUCAUAGUCUGUCUCUAUUCUGUCUAUACUAUCUAUCUAUCUAUCUAUCUUACUAUCUAUCUAGCUAGCUUAUUCUGUUCCUAUCUAUCUAUCUAUCUAUCUAUCUAUCUUAUUCUGUUCCUAUCUAUCUAUCUAUCUAUCUAUCUAUCUAUCUACAUUAAUCUAUCUAUCUAUCUAUCUAUCUAUCUAUCUAUCUAUCUCAGUCUGUUCUUAUCUAUCUAUCUACUAUCUGAAAUGAAAGCGCAUAGGAACCAAAAAAUGUAUGUGAGGAAAGGUUGUUGGAAAAAUACUCUAUCCAACGAUAUCUAUCUAUCUAUCUACGUUCUUAUUUACCGAUGA